AUUUCAAAUAACGAACUAACGAAAAUGACCGUUCGUCCGAAGUGGGUAGUCAAAUAGAGUUUCCUUUCUCUACUCUCUCUAGUCUCUACCCUCCUAUUUUCUCUCUCUUUCUCUCUCUCUCUCUUGUUAUUGAGGAACCAGUUAUGACCAUGAAAGUGAGGCGAAGGCAGGGAAAAUAAGAGGAGGAGGAGAAAGCGAAUUAUGCACACAAUGAGGGAGACAUUCUUUCUGUUACUCUCCACUCAGCCCAUUUGGCUUCUCCUCCUCUCCUUGCUUGGUUUCUUCACCAUUCUCAGGCACUCUACCACUGCUGUUCAAUGGGUUUUCAGAGUCUUUCUCAGACCCUCCAAGGACCUGAGAUACUAUGGCUCUUGGGGAGUAGUCACCGGAGCCACCGAUGGCAUUGGAAAGUCAUUUUCCUAUCAGCUAGCCAGAGCCGGCCUCAACCUUAUACUGGUGAGCAGAAGCUCCACCAAGCUGAAGGCAGUUUCUAAGGAUAUCCGAUCUCAGUUUCCUAAUACAAAGGUAAAGAUCAUCGAAUUGGACUUCACAGAAGAUGAUAUUAGUGCUGGUAUGGCAGAGUUUAAGAAGGUGAUUCAAGAUUUGGACGUGGGGGUUCUGAUAAACAACGUGGGGAUUACAUAUCCAAACGCCAGUUUUUUCCAUGAAGUGGAUGAGAAAGUCUGGAUGAAUGUUCUUAAAGUGAACGUGAAGGGCACUACUUGGGUUACCAAAGCUGUUUUGCCAAGGAUGAUUACUAAGAACAGAGGAGCUAUUGUGAAUAUUGGCUCUGGAGCUGCUGUUAUUGUUCCUUCUCAUCCUCUCUACGCAAUCUAUGCUGCUACAAAAGCGUACGUGGACCAACUCUCAAGAUCUCUACAUGUGGAAUACAAGCAUUGGGGAAUUGAUGUGCAGUGUCAGGUGCCAUUGUAUGUGGCAACUGAAAUGGCGUCGAGAGUGGCGUCGGUGAGCAGAGCGUCGCUGUUCAUUCCAUCAGCCGAUGACUAUGUGAGUGCUGCAAUUCACAGAAUUGGAUACGAGCCACGAUGCACCCCUUACUGGGCUCACUCGCUCCAAUGGUGCUUUGCUCGUCUUCUCCCGGAGGCAGCACUCGACAUGUGGCGACUCUCCAUUGGCUUGCAUAGGAGGAGGAAGGGAUUGGAAGCCAUGAAAGGGAUUGAAGGUUACAAACAAGAAUAAAAGCAACUCUGUGAAGGCUACUGUUGCAUUGCAACUACAAGAUAUGGUGAUAUAGUAAAUGUGUUGUAAUAGUCAUGAAUGUGAUGAGUUGUUCAAUAAGGUGAUAUAAUAUGGUUUGCUUUCCCUUCAAUAUUGCCAAGCUCAUUCA
Cucurbita maxima (winter squash) is the source of this 1348-nucleotide messenger RNA. Its product is annotated as very-long-chain 3-oxoacyl-CoA reductase-like protein At1g24470. Gene Ontology annotation, molecular function: ketoreductase activity. Gene Ontology annotation, cellular component: endoplasmic reticulum. The coding region runs from base 202 to 1200 and encodes 332 amino acids. The transcript has 3 exons. Lineage: Eukaryota; Viridiplantae; Streptophyta; Magnoliopsida; Cucurbitales; Cucurbitaceae. The record is from RefSeq and is a predicted model, not a curated record.